AUGUUGCCCCUCUUCACAAUCUCAAUCACACCAGAAAAGAAAGCGGAACACUUAGAAGUCCUGAUUGACUCAGGCGCCACCUCAUCCUUCAUGCACCCCUGUACCGCGGAAUCACUCUGCCUCCCACUCAUAGAUCUCCCUUCACCCCACACCGUCACUAUGCUUGAUGGGUUGAGCCCCCAGGCUGGAAAAAUCUGGAAGAAGGCAAAUCUUACCUUCUCCUUUGAUGGCAAACAUAUGACAGAGACCUUCCUAAUCUGCAACACAGGGUCUCAUGCCGCCAUCUUGGGGUUGAAAUGGUUGGAUAGCCACAACCCGGAAAUCAAUUGGAACUUGCGUACCCUCUCCUUCCCCCACACGCCCCCAGAACAUGUGUCCAUUGCCAAAGAAGAGGAAGCUGACAAAGACCCGCUUGAAGGAGUACCCCCCAAAUACCAUCAAUAUGCCAAGGUAUUUGGGGAAGAAGAAUUCAAUAAGCUUCCCCCACAUUGA
Rhizoctonia solani is the source of this 492-nucleotide messenger RNA. Its product is annotated as Retrotransposable element Tf2 protein. The coding region runs from base 1 to 492 and encodes 163 amino acids. The record is from RefSeq and is a predicted model, not a curated record. NCBI's taxonomy places the organism in Eukaryota, Fungi, Basidiomycota, Agaricomycetes, Cantharellales, Ceratobasidiaceae. The transcript has a single exon.